UAGGGUUUGGGCACCUUACAAUGAGUGUCAUUCCCGGGUCCAUCACGGCUGGCCGUGGUCUGUCUGACAGAGGCGCUACCGUGGUCCAGAUAUACCCAGGAGAGAAUCAGACAUGGCAAGAGGGACCCUUCAACUACACCACAUACCUGGGCAUGGAGAGUCUCGGCUGGUGCGAGGAGUGGAGAGAACCUCAGCACAUUGUAUUCCAGCUCGCCAACAUCUGCUGUAUGUUGUCUUACUCAUCACCUACAAACAGAUAUGGAAUCGUCUUCAUGCAUUUCCUCCUCAUAAUUGGUUAUUUCAUGUUCUGCGUUUGGGCGUGGAGUAUUGUUUGCGCUCCUGACGUGUUCGUGUGGAAUCUAUGCUUCACUCUGCUCAACCUGUUUCAACUCAUCUACGUCCUUUACCAAAUGCGACCGGUCAAAUUUGAUCCUGAACUAGAGGAAGUUUAUCACACACUUUUCCGGCCAUUUAAGGUAACCCGGAUGCAGUUUAAGAAGCUGGUAUGUAACGACUUGGCUCAGAUCAUGUCUCUACAUGCAGGGGAAGCGUACGCCAUGCAAAACCUUACCAGAACUGAUCGUCUGGGUCUUCUCCUAACAGGAAAAGUCAAUGUGCUCUCAGAUCAGCAGUUCCUCCAUCCCAUCUUGCCCUGUGAAUUUCUCGACUCUCCGGAGUUUGAAAGCAGAGCGAACAUGGACGACAAGUUCAAGGUGUCUAUAGUAGCAGCUACUAGCUGUCGUUAUCUCUACUGGAUGAGGACUACACUGGAGUAUCUGUUUGUCAAAGAGACAUAUCUGGCUACAGUGAUGUCCACCUUAGUAGCUAGAGACAUCACUACUAAGCUGUACGCUAUGAAUAACAAGAUUGUAACCGAGAAGGGGUUUCACCUAGAUAUACGUCUUCCCAGUAUAACUUCCACUUUGAAUGUCAACCGGGAUCGCAAGAGUCCUUCCUUUAAAGCUCUCCUGCGACACAGCACGGUUCUGUCUGGAGGUUCACCUAAGUCUCCUGAGUCUGUGUCCAAUAGCCGUGAACGUCUGUUGAAGUCCUCAGGACAGUCUGUGCCCAACGGACGCCUGGUUGAGGAGAUGACUCCUCUAAAGGAACUCCCCUCCACCGACGAUCUAGCCUCCAACACCGAGGUCGAGUCUUGGCUCGAGUCAUCCUCCAAGUUCCACAGUUGUGAGGUAGUGGAUGACUGAGAUGAGGAAAACGACUGGGAAAGCACCCAGUCGUUCCUGACGGCAGAGUUAUGACGGAAGUGGAAGAAGAGGAAACCCCUAAAAGUGGUGGGACUCCUGAGCGGGUUGCUCUUCCAGGGGCGAAGCCCGGGUCUGCCGUGAGACAAGUGUCUAGACCCGGGGAGCAAGGAGAGGUUGGAGAGGAAAAAAGGAGUUUUAAAUAUAUUACAAGAUAUUUAUUUUUGUUGAUUCAUGAAACUUUCAAAUGUUAAUAGAUGUUCAGUGCUGCAUACACGACUAAAGAUAAAGUUUUAUAUAUUUGGGAUUGGACUGAAUAUUUUGGUUUAAAUUCAAUGGUGGUUUUGGCUAACAGUAACUAUACCCUGGAAGCAAGGGAGGUAAAUUUUAUCUAUAAAAAAUUUAGAAAAUAUGAACUGUGAGGUCAGAAUUAGGUCGCUCUUUAUAUAAAACAGUUAAAAAAAUUAACACAUUAUUUUAUGUUUCGUUAUCUUUUUAGUGAAUUUACCAUAUUCAUCUUAGAAUAGACUCUACUUAAUUUUCGGUGUAAAGAAAUACAAUUAAUAUGGCUUAAAAGUAAUAUAUGAAUGGUUUUUUGUAUUUUUAAAUUUAAUCUUUACAGUAAGUUAAAAAUCAAAUCUUUGUACAAACGCAAUUUCGAUGCUUUUUGUUUAUAGCUUCCUCCUACAGGGAAGUAGCACUAUAGUGGGCCUGGGACCAUAGAUCCGCUUAAAAACAUAACUAUUCAGUAUAUUAUGUUUUUAUUCCUAUUGAUUAUUGAUGUAGUAACAGUAAAAGGUUAUGGUAUGAUGCAUCCCAUAGAGAGUAACUGUAAUAGACUUUGUUUAAUCUAAAUACAGUAUCGUCAUAAAAUUAAAUGUCUUUAUUUCACUGCAAGCUUAUGAAGUAUAACAUAAGGAAAUACUUAUGAUUUUCCUUAUGACAGCAUCACUAAAUGGCGAGGGACUAGAUCGAAAAUUGCUUUUAUUAUGUACCAGGAAGCGGUAUGCUUACCCUACAUGUUUCUUGCACAUAGGAUUCAUACAUUUUAUAGACCUAUGACCAAGGAAGUAUCCAAACAAAUACUAAUAGGCAUUAUAAAAGUGGUUAACUCAUACAUUUAAAGGAUUGUAAUAAUAUUUUAUUCUAAAACAAAAGGAUUUGUUAAUUAUUAAGUAGCUUUUACAUGAUAAAGGUGUUGUAACUGCUAAUCUGUACAUGUUCAAUUAGUUACU
Messenger RNA from Macrosteles quadrilineatus (aster leafhopper), 2437 nucleotides. RefSeq names its product popeye domain-containing protein 3-like. The record is from RefSeq and is a predicted model, not a curated record. Gene Ontology annotation, molecular function: cAMP binding. NCBI's taxonomy places the organism in Eukaryota, Metazoa, Arthropoda, Insecta, Hemiptera, Cicadellidae. Gene Ontology annotation, cellular component: sarcolemma. The transcript has 10 exons. Bases 21 to 1205 code for a protein of 394 amino acids.